Prorocentrum cordatum is the source of this 2385-nucleotide messenger RNA. NCBI's taxonomy places the organism in Eukaryota, Dinophyceae, Prorocentrales, Prorocentraceae. The record is from the annotation of a GenBank genome assembly.
AUGGGCGUCUGCCAAGACGUGCUCGAAGUGCGGCACGCACAUCCAGGCCGACGGCCAACGGACAAGAGCGAGCAGCAGACCAGAUCGCAGAGAUGGCGAGCCACCUACCAGUACAGGACGAAAAAGGUCAAGGACGCCCGCGAGGAACUGCAAUUGCUCGAGGCCCAGCGUGCCAUGGCAGCAACUGCAGCAGCUCAGGAGGCAUCAGCACAGUCAGACAUAUCAGAGUUGGUCUACGCGGCGCUGCGGACCAAGAUACCAACAGGAGGGCCCAUGCCCGCGACCUUUCAGCAGCAGGUGCAGACGCUCGCGGCCACGUUCAACGAGAUGCAGCACCAGCACGAGGCCGCAGUCGCCCAACAGUCCGCCCAGCUCGGGGCGACCACCGCAGCCAGCUCAGCCGCCGCAGGUGCUCAGCCGAAGGCGCCGCCGUUGCAAGCCCCGCCCAUGUUCGCCGCGCCGCCCGCCGCGAUCCAGAUGCCGCCAGCGGGCGCAGCAGACCAGCCCGUGGACGUGGACCAGGAUGACGAAAAUGAUGCCAUGGAUUUCGCGGGCUUCGGCUGCGGCGGCAAGCGCACGCCCUCCCAACUUCAGGGGACAGCAACUCUCAUGGACGCCAACGGCGACGCCGAGACGGCCAAUAAUGUCAAGGACGCAGUCGCAGCAAUGUCCGCGGCGACUGCCAGUUUCAAUGCCAAUUACGAGAAGGUCAACGGAGUGGCUAUCCUGGUCCGAGAUCACUUGGGCUUCGGGGUGGGGAAACCGAAGUCCCAAUCCAUCCUGGACUAUUUCCUGGCCAGCGACCCCCUGGCAGAGAAGAUUGACAAGGUCCAGACCUGGGCCAAGUACCCCCCUGCGCCCCGCAGGCCAGUCUGCGCAGACUUUGGAGGUGGCGACAGUUUCAUGAUACCCGUGCUGGCGAAACCGCAGAAGCUGCCUUCUUCAGCGCCCGUGGGCCCGCAGGUAACGCAUCAGAUAGCGGGGCCACAUGGCCCGCCAGACGAGUUUCACGCCAUCCACGACUUGAAGGCCAGGUUGCAGACUGUCACCCAGUGGUGCGAAUUGCUGCUGGCUGACAUCGCAGCUGGAGUCGCACUGGAGGGCGCAACCGACCAGCAGAACCGCCAUUUAGACCUGCUCAUGUUCAUAGUUGACCUCCCCAUGAAGGCGCACACUCAGAUGCUCGCCUCCACUCCAGAGCUGCGCAAGGGCAUCAAGAAACAGUUCCGCGAGAGAGCAGGCGCGAUGCUUGACAUGGUAGGCCCGGGCCCCGGCUUCGAGACCGCAGCCCUCAUGGGCCAGGCCCCCGCGCAGACAAGGUUUUCAAACCUCCAGUGCCCCUCGAGCUUUUCUAUCGACAGGGCGCUCGGGCUGCUGGCGCCCGUGGCCGCGGCGGCGGCCGCGUGGCAGGGAUGGCCGGCUGCCUGGGCCACGCCCCCGAGGCCGACGGGGCGCGCGGCCCGUCGGCAGAGGGCGCCCAGGACGCCCCGCGGCGGCGCGGGGGUCGCCGCGGCGGGCCGCGGCGGCCUCGGCCUGCUGGACCUGGACGGGCAGGGUGCGAGGACGAUCGAGGACGUUGAGGUGGGGGACGUCAUGCAGGGCACUGUUGUCGGCAAAGGCGCGCACGCCAUCUUGCGCCUGGACGUGGGCCUGCGGGGGGGCAACGCGUUCCUCGUCGGGGUUCCAGACGACUUGCGCAAGGUGAGGGUAGGGGAUGAGCUUCGGGACUUGAGGGUGGAGUACGUGAACACGAGGUGGAACGAAGUCGACCUCUCGUUCCCUGGUUUGUCGAACCUGGCCGCUGGCAGGGAGCUGCGGCCACGAGAGUCGUUCACUCCAGGCGACCUGGUGGACGGCCAGGUCACCGAGCACCUCGACAGGGAGAUCAUCAUCGACAUCGGCUCGCGGUCGAUGGCCUACAUGAGGGUCCCCAGCCGCCUAAGGUUCCUGAAGUGGCUCGAGGUCGGCGAGACCCUGAGGGGCCUCACCGUCGAGGUCGUCAACGACCAGACGGGCAUGAUCCAGGUGAUGCUGCCGCUGCACGAGCUGCACGACGUCGUGGCCGGCCGGGCGGCCUCGCUGACGGACAUCCGGGAGGGGGACAUCCUCGACGGCACGGUGACCCACUGGAACCGCAAGGGCCUCUUCCUCGACGUCGGCUGCUUCUUCGAGGCCCUGCUGCAGGCCGACAGGGACCAGAUGUUCAGGCUCAAGGCCGGGGACCAGCUGCAGGGGCUGAAGGUGAGGCGAGUUGACAUGCAAAGCACGAGAUUGUCGUGGUAUUCCCAGGCCUGCGGGAGUUCGUGGCUGGGCGCGGGAGGCUGCUCUCUGAUGUACAGCGGGACACGGAGCUGGACGGCACCGUGGUGCUUCGCUCUGAGGUGA